AUGUCCACGUUUAGAAGUAGAAUCUCUACACAUAUCUCCAGCACAAUAGUUGGCCUCUUUGUAACCCUGCUGUGCCUGAAUUCUUUCGUGGAUGCCCAAAGAACACCCACAAUUUCAUAUAUCACACAAGAACAGAUCAAAGAUAUUGGCGGUACUGUAGAAUUUGAUUGUUCUGUACAAUAUGCCACCGAUUAUCCCGUAAUAUGGACCAAAAAUGCUGGUGAUUCGGUAUUCUUAUCGACUGGUUCAACAUUGGUUAUCAAAGAUUCACGAUUUGCUCUGCGCUACGAUCCAAAUUCAUCAACCUAUAAACUGCAGAUAAAAGAUAUUCAAGAGACCGAUGCUGGGCAAUAUACCUGUCAGAUUGUAAUGUCGGUCACACAUAAAGUCAGUGCCAAUGUUAUGCUGUCCGUAAGACGUCCUCCCGUAAUCUCUGAUAAUUCCACGCAAUCAUUGGUGGCCAGCGAGGGCAGUGAAGUGCAAAUGGAAUGUUAUGCCAGCGGUUAUCCCACACCCACCAUCAGUUGGAGACGUGAAAAUAAUGCUAUUUUACCCACAGAUAGUGCAACCUAUGUCGGCAAUGUUUUGAAAAUCAAAUCUGUCAAAAAGGAAGAUCGUGGUACCUAUUAUUGCGUUGCCGAUAACGGUGUCAGUGUUGGUGAUCGUCGUAACAUUAAUUUGGAAGUUGAAUUUGCUCCCGUCAUCACAGUACCCCGUCCCCGUUUGGGUCAAGCUCUACAAUACGAUAUGGAUUUGGAAUGUCACAUUGAAGCUUAUCCACCACCAGCUAUUGUCUGGCUUAAGGAUGACAUUCAAUUGUCCAACAAUCAACAUUAUAGCAUUUCUCACUUCGCCACUGCCGAUGAAUAUACCGAUUCCACAUUGCGUGUCAUCACCAUUGAAAAACGUCAAUAUGGUGAUUAUGUUUGCAAAGCUGUCAACAAAUUGGGCCAAGCUGAGGCUCGUGUAAAUCUUUUCGAAACUGUUAUACCCGUGUGUCCACCAGCUUGUGGUCAGGCCUAUUACGGGGAUGCUGAACGUGUUGCUGCCACCUCAUUGGCCACAUUGGGUGUUGUGUUGGCGUUUUUGUUUACCAGAUAAAUGGAUGGCUUUUUGGGGGGAGACCUUGAGAAA
Molecule: messenger RNA, 1134 nt
Organism: Musca vetustissima
Lineage: Eukaryota; Metazoa; Arthropoda; Insecta; Diptera; Muscidae
Gene: Lac
Product: lachesin
Exons: 2
Coding region: 1-1101 (366 amino acids)
Cellular component (GO): neuron projection
Source: RefSeq, a predicted model, not a curated record